Messenger RNA from Mesoplodon densirostris (Blainville's beaked whale), 2182 nucleotides. It is a transcript of the gene WDR45B, whose product is annotated as WD repeat domain 45B. Lineage: Eukaryota; Metazoa; Chordata; Mammalia; Artiodactyla; Ziphiidae. The record is from RefSeq and is a predicted model, not a curated record. Gene Ontology annotation, molecular function: phosphatidylinositol-3-phosphate binding; protein binding; phosphatidylinositol-3,5-bisphosphate binding. Gene Ontology annotation, biological process: autophagy of mitochondrion; protein lipidation; nucleophagy. The transcript is spliced from 10 exons. Bases 144 to 1178 code for a protein of 344 amino acids. Gene Ontology annotation, cellular component: cytosol; phagophore assembly site membrane; extrinsic component of membrane.
GCUCCGCGGCUCCUUGGCUGCGCGCGCAGGCGGUGGGCCUUUCGCUUCCGGCCGCGGCGGCCUCGGAGCUGGCCAGAGGGACCCCGGCGGCCUGCCUCCCCGAGCGGCAUGCGGCGCUGAGGCGCGGUGGACCCCGCUGCGCCAUGAACCUCCUGCCCUGCAACCCGCACGGCAACGGGCUGCUCUACGCCGGCUUCAACCAGGACCACGGGUGCUUUGCGUGUGGGAUGGAAAAUGGAUUCCGAGUCUAUAACACCGAUCCACUGAAGGAAAAAGAGAAACAAGAAUUUCUAGAAGGAGGAGUUGGCCAUAUUGAAAUGUUAUUUCGCUGCAACUAUUUAGCUUUAGUUGGUGGUGGAAAAAAGCCGAAAUACCCUCCGAACAAAGUGAUGAUCUGGGAUGACCUGAAGAAGAAGACUGUGAUUGAAAUAGAGUUUUCUACCGAAGUCAAGGCUGCCAAAUUACGGCGAGAUAGAAUUGUGGUUGUUUUGGACUCUAUGAUCAAGGUGUUUACAUUCACACACAAUCCUCAUCAGUUGCACGUCUUUGAAACCUGCUAUAACCCGAAAGGCCUCUGUGUCCUGUGCCCCAAUAGUAACAACUCACUCCUGGCCUUCCCGGGCACGCACACGGGCCACGUGCAGCUCGUGGACCUGGCCAGCACUGAGAAGCCACCAGUGGACAUUCCUGCCCAUGAGGGCGUCUUGAGCUGCAUUGCUCUCAACCUGCAGGGAACAAGAAUUGCGACCGCAUCUGAGAAAGGGACCCUUAUACGAAUAUUUGAUACUUCAUCAGGGCAUUUAAUCCAGGAACUACGAAGAGGAUCUCAAGCAGCUAAUAUUUAUUGCAUUAACUUCAAUCAGGACGCUUCUCUCAUCUGUGUGUCCAGUGACCACGGCACGGUGCACAUUUUUGCAGCUGAAGAUCCAAAAAGGAAUAAACAAUCGAGUUUGGCAUCAGCCAGUUUCCUUCCAAAAUACUUCAGUUCCAAGUGGAGUUUUUCCAAGUUUCAGGUUCCCUCAGGCUCUCCAUGCAUUUGUGCCUUUGGAACAGAGCCAAAUGCUGUCAUUGCGAUCUGUGCGGACGGCAGCUACUACAAGUUCCUGUUCAACCCCAAAGGGGAGUGCGUCCGGGACGUGUACGCGCAGUUCCUGGAGAUGACCGACGACAAGCUGUGACCCUCCACCAGGAGUGCGAGCACCACGGGCCCUGGGGGCCCAGCGGCCCCUCGAGCUCCUGGGACUGGUGGUGAUGGGCUGGGGGGAUGGCCUGGGACCUUGUUGCAAAGCCAUACGUUGUCGUCUGUUUUCCGAAGCCAGACCUCCCGAGCCCAGUGUUAAAGGAAGAAUCUUCAGGGCACGUGGACACUCACGCCCAACUGCUGGCUUCACCUUUUGUUCAGCCGUGACGCCCACUUCAUUGGUUCUGCCGCAUCCGCCACCUGCAGCUGGGGCUCCGGACACUGGGGGCACGCUGAAAAAAGGAGGGGCAAAGUGAAAUUCGUUUAUGGCAACAGAUUUCCUCAUUUUUACUGAGUCUGUAACGGGGAGGUGAACACACGUGUAAGUGUUGGUUCUCACCAGAUUUAAAUGGAACAAUCAUACUGGCAGCCUUAGGAAGGAGGAAGGAAGCCCUUCUCCCGUCUAAACUGAAGAAAGGGCGUAGGUCUGGCGUCUCCCUCGAGAGCUGCGUGUCGUGCGUCCCCGUCUUCUUGGAGCCGUUGGAGUUGAGGCAGCGCCGCCCACGCCGUGAGCAGUGCCUGUGGCUCCCGGUGGACCUCGGUGUCACAGGGAGUUUCCCUGUUACACGCAGGCAACAGAGUAACGCAUAGACUUUACAACCUGGUCAUAGAAGAAAGCGUCACUUAAUUGGGAGGAUACCCAGGGAAACGGGCGUCUCAACAAAGCAGUGCCUGGUUUCUGUGGGCCUGGAGAGGAUGCCUCGGCGGCCGAUUCCACUUCCCUUUCUCACCAUCUUCUCUCCCCAUUUCUAAGACUAGCUGCACACUAACAUUCUGGGAAUGAGAGGCACAUACUUUUUUUAACGUUUGGUAACUAAAAUAGGUUAUGGGCUCUAUAUUAUUAGUAGUACUUGAGGUAUAUAUUUAAUUUUCUUAAAUUCCCUAAAACUUAAUUUUAUGUUUUGAUUUCAGGUUGCAAACAUUAAAAUCUGCAGCAGCAAA